GCUGUUGGUAAAGUAGUUGUAUCAGUACCAGUUAACUGUCUUCAAGUUAAAUUACCCUCUGUUGUAAGAAAUGUCUCGAGUUCACGCAGAAAGCGUGAUUAAAAGCAUUAUCCGUCGGAUAGUGCAGGAGUGCGCAGAGAGAGGACAGGCGGUGUCCGACACUUUGGUGGCGUUCAUGGCGAAAGCUGUUGUGCUGGACCCAAGAAAUGGCUUUCAUGUUGAUCGAACAUUGACCAAACAAGACAUCCAGAACCUUGAAGAGCUGUGCCUGGAUAAACUGAUGGCAAAGUGCAGCCCAUCCCUUGACACAAUCAAAAUGCAAGUGUAUUUUGACAUGAAUUACACCUCCAGACGUGAGUUUCUUGAGGAAAUCCACCAGGUGGUGGAGUCCAGGCUGAGUGCAGUGAGCAGAGAGAUCACUGACAGCAGAGUGAAGACACGGGAGGAAUUAGACGCUCUGUACCAUAAAAUCAUCACCUAUAUCCAGCUGCGCUCUGGCAUGGGCUCACCGACAGAUGUCACCAGUGUGCAAGAGGCUGCAGCUGCUCUGCAAAGCGUCUUCCCUCAGACUGAACUGGGAACCUUCAUGGUGCUCUUAAAGAGGGACAAAGAGCAGCAGCUUAGAGAGCUCACCAUGACCGUCACAGGGAUCCAACUCUUCAACAAAGCCAGCAAGAAGGGAGGCAAGGAGACUGACAUCCAAGAACUAAUGCCUGCAAUUCUUAGUGAAACUCUUCCAGUCACCAGUAAGAGGUUAGAAAAAGAGCUGAGCGUGUCACAGACUUUGGUGUGGAAAUACACAGCAGUGCUGGAGAAGCUAACAAAGCCUGACAGUCAGCCUGGAGACCAUGAUGUGCCCAUUGUCCUGCUCAGGCAGGCUCUGUACAAUGUCAGGCAGCAUGAAGUGUUCCUGAAAAUGUUACUGGCUGAUGCAUGUUUAUGUGCCAAGCAUGUUGAAAUCCUGCAGGAUGAGUUCUCAUCUCAGAUAAAGCUGCUGAAACAAACUGUGCAGUCAAAGACAGCUGUGCACACUGCACAAGUUUUUCCACUGUUCAAGUCCCUGUCAAAGGUGUGGUGUGGACUUCAGGAUGAGGCUGAGCUGCUCAACAUCCUCAGUAACAUCAUGCACAACCUGCAGCCUUUCAUUGCCUCUCAGGCCGAGCUUUUUUCGGAGGCUUAUUUGGACGGUCUGCUGGAUAUGUCUGAGGUGAAGACAGACCAACAGAGAAUGACUGAGUCGUCAGAUGAGCGUAUUAUUCCAGCUGAGAUGAAGAGGCAGGAAUGGCUCCUGCCUGAAACAACAGCCAGUUUUAAUGAGCUGCCACUACAGUAUGAUGGAGUCUGUGGCUACACGCUUGUGAACAGAGACGGGCUUCUACUUCCAGGUAAUCCACACAUUGGAGUCCUCAAACAUAAGGAGAAGCUCUAUGUUUUUAGUUCCAAAGAAGCUGCGCUAAAAUUUGCCUCCAGUCCAGACAACUUCAUUGCAGAGGUGGCAGAGAAAGCCAAGCAUUCCCCUGAACUCAUCCAGCUCCUCAAACUCCACCAGCAGUUUUCCUGUGUCAGUCCUUACCCAGAGAUGCAGCCAGGAGAGAGUUUAUUGGUAAAACCCAUCACCAAGUGUGAGGGCGGCACACAGACAGACCUUCACCCAGUGGAGACAAAUAUCGUCAAGUCAUAUGAGUGGAAUGAGUGGGAGCUGCGGAGAAAAGCCAUCAAACUGGCAGAUCUGCGGACCAAAGUGACACACUCAGUGCAGACUGACCUCAGCCACAUGAGACGGGAAAAUGUCACACAGACCUGGCUGCCCAAGAACGCUGCCUGUCAAAGCAAAAGAGACAGUGAGAGCAACGUGCCCAAACCUCAGACCUACCUGGCUGGUCUGAGGGGACAAAGAGAUGGACACGUGGUCAAAACAAACCUGACCAGGUCUGUGGAUGAAAAAUGAAGGUGCCCAAACAACAGUCAAUGCAAGUACAUUAUUGUCUUUAUUCAUCUUGGUCCUGUGUUACUUGAUGAGGACAGGAGGAGUCUGCACACAAGGAUAAAAGCAGAGCCAGAUAAAGUAGCAGUUUCAAGUGUUCCUCACAUGCAUUUAUUGAAUUGUAUGCAUUAUGUAUGUAAAGCUAUGGCUUUCAGAGCUUUUCAAAAUGGCUGAUUUAAAUGCAAGCACAUUAAUAGGUUAGUAAGCUGUUCAGGCUGGAACGUAAGACAAGCACAACCCCCAUAACCUAGUCAAAAAUCCUGUACAAGUUUGGCCCAAUGCAUUAUGGUUAGAAACACUGAAUGUAAACAUUGUUUACAAGAAAACUUCAAGGUAACAUUAGGAAGACCACUGCAUGUUGUGAUGAAUUCAUGAAGAAAACUGUUUUUCAUGCCUCCAUGGUGAACAGAGAAUCCGAAAAUAGCAAUGAACAGUGGUUACCGGGGAUCACAUUUAGCCUAAUAACAGCAAAACUAUAUCAAAACAUCUGUUUCCAAACUCUCACACAACUCGUGUAGAAUAAUCCAUGUCACAUUUAUCAAGUCAUAGCUCAGUACUUCCCAAACACAUGUCUUUUCACUAAAAUGCCUGAGAGUAGCGCACCCUGGGCGUACCUGAGCACUAGCAUGCAUAUGAGUUGUUGUGAAAAGUUGUGAAAAUGCACAAGUUUGGGAAGUCCCAAGUCUGAGUUUACGACUGAAUAAAUGAGACUUGGAUUAUACUGCACAAGUUGUGUGAGGGUUUGUAAACAGACAUGGCCUCCAUUUACUUAAAUCCAUGAAGAAUGUUUGCCUUUUUUGGAUUCUCUGUCAACAUGGAGGCAUGCGAGAAAAACAAUAUCUUCAUGAAUCAUUCCCUAAAUAAAUUAUUGUUUCCAAAUGGACAUUCUCACUAUUUUCACUGAAAAUGAGUGGUGCUAACAAGGCUCAGAGCUAACAAGCAACAGCCUGGUCAUUCUGUUUCCAUUUGGCAAGUAGAGAUACAGAGGUAUCUGCUGAUGUACCACCAGACUAGACAGUAGCAUCUUUCCUCAAGCUGUAAGACUCCUCAACUCCUCCCCUGUACUCCAUCGUAAAACAUAGUUUUAACAUCCAACAUGUUCUGUUUAUUUCUUGUGUAGCAUAAAGGGACUACAACUCCAAUAUCCGUGCGCAACCCUGCGAUAUAGAAUGACAGAAAAUGAACCUUGUAAAUUAGCCUCUAAGGUCUUGAUGACGCCAUCAGGGUUAUUUUGUCAGAAUUCACAAAGCUCCAUUUCACAAAGUUUUAGGGUUUUUUUCUUUUUUAAUUAAUCUUUUUUUCCCUAAUUUCUCCUUGAGUGUUGUAUAGUUGUAUGGUUUUAUCUCCUUGCUGUCUUUGUAUCUGCUCCUGAAUUGUAAAGCACUUGCACUGCAUUCUGCAGCUAUAUAA
This is a messenger RNA of Epinephelus fuscoguttatus (brown-marbled grouper), 3394 nucleotides long. It is a transcript of the gene cfap206, whose product is annotated as cilia and flagella associated protein 206. Bases 71 to 1948 code for a protein of 625 amino acids. Gene Ontology annotation, biological process: sperm axoneme assembly; regulation of flagellated sperm motility; regulation of cilium beat frequency. Gene Ontology annotation, cellular component: ciliary basal body; axoneme. The transcript is spliced from 12 exons. Lineage: Eukaryota; Metazoa; Chordata; Actinopteri; Perciformes; Serranidae. The record is from RefSeq and is a predicted model, not a curated record.